CUUAUACGAGGGCUUCAAUUCAUAGGACCCCCUCUCCAUUACAACGUUCUCGUUUGCUCCUUCCCGUCUCCCCCAUCCUUUUCCGAUUCCCCGAGUUCUUCUCCAACCCCGGAGAGAGAGAGAGCAGAAGAAAAGAAAGAACAUAACAGAGCGAGAGAGGUCAUCAAGCCGGGGGAGAGGGAAUUGGAGUGGAAUUAAAGGUCGUCGGUGAUGGCGUUGAAGUUUUUGAACAAGAAAGGAUGGCACACGGGAAGCCUCCGCAACAUCGAGAACGUGUGGAAGGCCGAGCAGAAGCACGAGGCCAAGCAGCGCAAGCUCGAGGAGCUCCGCAAGCAGAUCCAGGAGGAGCGCGAGAGUUCCGAGUUCCGGCAACUCCAAGAACAAGCCGGCCUCGUCCCGAGGCAAGAGCGGUUGGAUUUUCUCUACGAGUCGGGUUUAGCGGUGGGGAAAGGGAGUUGCGAGGGAUUCAAGGCGCUCCAGCCCCCACCCCCGCCCGCUGCCCUAACAGCCGAGGCUAGUUCCUCCAAGGCAGCUGUUCCUGGAGCUUUAUUUGAGGAUAAGCCUCAGUCUGCAAAUGAUGCUUGGAAAAAACUCCACUCUGAUCCCUUGCUCCUUAUCCGACAACGUGGGCAGGAUGCACUUGCCAGGAUAAAGAAUAGUCCUAUCAAGAUGGCCAUGAUCAAAAAAUCUGUAGAAGCUGAGAAAGAGCAGAAGCAAGAAAAGGAGGAGAAACAUGAAAAGAAAAAACACUUGCACUACCGUAGCAAGUCAAAAAAUGAGAAGCAUUCAUCCAAUGUCCAUUCCAAGUCAGAAGACACAAGUGAAGUAGAGGAAGAGAGAACAAAGAGAUAUCGGGCAACAUCUGAGAGGCGAGAGCACAGCAAGUCAAAGCAUGAGAUGCAUUCAUCUAGAAUUCAUUCAGAUUCUGAAGACAAUAGCGACGUUGAGGUAGAGAGAACAAAGAGGCACCAAUCAAUGUCUGAGCAUCACCGAUGUGGCAACUCAAAGCAUGAUAAGCAUGCAGAUAAAGUUCAUUCAGAAUUAAAAAACAUGAGUGAUGGUGAAGAGAAAAGAAAGAGAUAUUUUUCAAUGUUGGAACAUCAUCAACACUGUUACUCAAAGCAGGGGAAGCAUUCAUCCAGAGGUCGUGCAGAGUCAAAAUACCAAAGUGAGGAAGAGGGCAAAAAGAGCAAUGUUUCAAAAUCUGAGCAUCAUCAUCAUAGUUCGGACCUUGGGAAAGGAAGCAAGCAGAAGGAAAUCGAUACCCAGAAUCUGCAACAGGAGCCAGGCUAUAAGCGACGUCAGGGUGUCCUGAAGAUGUCCGAGGAAGAGAGAGCAGCUUGGCUACGAGAAAUGCCACUCGAUGCAGAACUUCACGAGGAGCAAAGGUGGAAAAGAUUGAAGAGAGCAGCUGAGGCUGAUGCCCAGGAGGCAUUGCGGGCAACUACUUCAGCAGGCAAGACUUUCUUAGAUGCUGCCCAAAAGAGCAUUUAUGGAACGGAAGAAGGGGGAAGCUCUACAAUUGAAGAGAGCAUUCGUCGCCAUGCAUAUUAUUCACAAGGGGGGCUCUGCAGCCCAUGAAAGCAAUGCUUUCCAGCGGUGAGCCGUGUUGUGUGAUGUAUUUCAUUGGAUAAAUCUGGUAACAGUAUAAUGUAUUUACUGCCUUUGACAAAUUUCUUUAUGACUUCAUUGGUAUUGCUUUAUUCUGACGUCA
Messenger RNA from Elaeis guineensis (African oil palm), 1714 nucleotides. RefSeq lists its product as uncharacterized. Gene Ontology annotation, cellular component: U2-type spliceosomal complex. Gene Ontology annotation, biological process: mRNA splicing, via spliceosome. Lineage: Eukaryota; Viridiplantae; Streptophyta; Magnoliopsida; Arecales; Arecaceae. The record is from RefSeq and is a predicted model, not a curated record.